This is a messenger RNA of Pectinophora gossypiella (pink bollworm), 902 nucleotides long. RefSeq names its product probable DNA replication complex GINS protein PSF2 (gene Psf2). Gene Ontology annotation, cellular component: GINS complex; nucleus. NCBI's taxonomy places the organism in Eukaryota, Metazoa, Arthropoda, Insecta, Lepidoptera, Gelechiidae. The record is from RefSeq and is a predicted model, not a curated record. Gene Ontology annotation, biological process: double-strand break repair via break-induced replication; DNA replication. The coding region runs from base 118 to 708 and encodes 196 amino acids. The transcript has 3 exons.
ACACUGACGUAUACGUCAAAACAAAGUGCGUUGUGGUUAUGUCUUACUUUGUUAUUUAUUGUUUUUACUGGUAUUUUCAACAAAAAUCAAUGUGACAACCACCUCAGUGUUUCAAGAAUGGAUCCCUACGAAAUAGAAUUCAUAGCCGAGAACAGAAUAAUCAGCAUUAUUCCGAAUUUUUCUUAUGAUAAAAUCUUCUUGAUAUGUGGUGAAUUUGGACCGUUUCGUGCUGGUUUGCCAAUGAAUGUGCCUCUGUGGCUAGCUGUGAUGUUAAAACAAAAGCAAAAGUGUAGAAUAGUGCCGCCGGAUUGGAUGGAAAUUGAUACCUUAGAGAAUAUAAAGGAGGAAGAGAAACGAUCUAGGUUCUUCACAAAAAUGCCAAAUGAGCACUACAUGGUGGAAGCAAAACUAAUCCUUGGUGUAGCAGCAGAAGACGUACCACAGGCUUCCGAAGUCAAAACCAUAAUUAAAGACAUUUGGGACAUCCGCAUGUCCAAAUUACGAACUUCAAUGGAUGCAUUGAUGAAGUCCGGGGGGAGCUACGGUAGACUUGAUCACCUUACUAUGAUGGAGAUAAAUUCUGUGAAACCUCUGUUGCCAACAGCUAUGAAUGAACUGCUUAGGAUACAAAUGGAAACCAAAAAAACUGCACCAGCAUCACUGAACAUUUCUACAAUAACACAAUCAGGCAGCUCACAAAACAUCUAGACGUUUUAGUUUUAUUUUUUUAUUAAAAGAUUGAAGUGCAUUUGCAAUCCAGCCUGGCCUUAAUUAAGCAGCAAAGGAGUGGGGCAUGGAAACUCAACCCAUGCCUAUAUUAGUAUAAGAAAGUCCUGUUAUUAGUAUAUCUAACAACCUUCUUGAGUAUUGAGUACAAACUAAAUAUAUUACUAUAUUUCUUA